Molecule: messenger RNA, 3521 nt
Organism: Tuber aestivum (summer truffle)
Lineage: Eukaryota; Fungi; Ascomycota; Pezizomycetes; Pezizales; Tuberaceae
Source: the annotation of a GenBank genome assembly
GUACCGGGUCCGGGCAGGGAGAGUCCGUCCUUGCCUUUUGCCUAGUUUUCGUCUCGUUUGUACGGUACGGUAGUCUUGUCACUUAUCAUUCGGUGGGAGAGUUGAAAAAUCACCUUUGGGCUCCCUUCUCUACCCCCCACCCCUUCUUGCCCCGUUUCUGCUCCACAUCCGCCCCAGAGGAGAGAAAGGGAGAAAGAAAGAAGAAAGAAAAAAGUCGCUUCUUCGCGGUGAGGCUGCAAGUGAUAAACGGUGUGGUCAGCCAUCCGAGGACCGGCCCACGCUGCCCCAAUCCGCAACUCCAAGCUCCAAACCCUAUCCUCUCUCGCUUCUAUCAUACCUAAUUAUCCACUUCUCCUCCCUCCACUCCUUUCUUCCAAGACCCAAACUUGCGAGCCCUCCGACAUCACCGAGAUCUCUUCCGCGCUGCCCUUUUUACCAGGCAAUCACCCAUAUCGCUGGAGGUUGAUACCUUCCAUCAUUAUCCUUUACGCUACCGUGCUUAACGCGUCUGGGCGCUUCUGGCCACUGCUAUAUCUCCGAGCAAACCUCAAUUGACCUGUAUGUAUCCGACAAAGCUAUCCCUCCCGGGUUUCUCCCGAGUUUCUCCCUCAGCACCCCUAUCUAUUGUGCACCGCUCUGUUCCUCUGACCCAACGAAAUUUAGUUUCUCGCGAUAAUGACUCCCCGUGCUGAGAGUGGCGCAGCGCGCAAGCGCAGCCAGGUAGAUAUUCCCUUCAAUUCUCAUCCCUAUCCCCAACCCUUUGCGGAGCACAGAGAUCAAAUCUAACGGAAAUUAAUCUGUCUCGUGUAGCCGUCAUCCCCGGCCUCUGAUAAAAAUUCGCCCAAGAAAGUCAAGCGCCAGUCUGAUGGCGAUGUUGACGAAGUCGAUGCUAUAGUCGAGGAUAUGGAGCCGGAGCCUCAGGAACUUCCGGAUUCUCCACUGAAACCUCAAGGAGAUGUUACGAUCACUCGCACUCCAGCAUCCUCCCCUCCUCCCCAGGACACACAGGUAGCUUCGCAGUUUUACUAUCCACCGCUUGCUGAGCAAGGAGUCGACGAAGACGACGAAACCAUCUGGGGAUACCUUUGGCCGUUGACGCAGAAAAAUCAGAGUGUCAUCAAGCUCAAUAAGACACCCCAGGUUUCUACCCCAAAUAGGGAAUCCCCGAAAAGCGCGGAAAAGAAGAAACCUAAAAAUAAUAAGAAACAUGGAGCCGGCGGAUUCGUGAUUGGACGCCAUGUCGAGUGUGACUUGGUCAUUGACCAUAACGUUAUCUCAAAUAGACAUUGUGUGAUAUACAAGGUAGCAUAUUGUCCUCCCGUACCCCUGGGACGCCUAUACGGAACACGAAUGACGGCUAACCAUGUGCUGUGCUUGGGCAGGAGAAUGCUGGUUCGCAACCUGUUGCGGUUCUCGAGGAUUUAUCUAGUAAUGGCACCUGGGUCGCCGGUGUUAUAAUUGGUCGUAACCGCAGUCGUACCCUGGAGAACGGUGAUGAAAUCGAGUUCCCGGGCGGAUUUCAGUACACUUUCAGAUACCCGCCUCACAUGCAAUCGAGCGAUUUCCGCAACGCUUACGAUCUUGGCCAGCAGCUUGGUUCCGGUCAUUUCGCUACUGUUCAUCUCGCUGUUGAGAAGAAGUCGGGACAGGAGUUUGCCGUAAAGAUCUUCAGGAAACGCCGUAAUGAGGAUAAGAGCAAGACUUCUGGGUUGCAGCAAGAGAUUGCCGUAUUGAUGUCUGUUAACCACCCCAACAUAUUGUGUCUUCAGGGCACUUAUGACGAGGAUGACGGUGUCUAUCUUGUUCUGGAAUUGGCUCGUGAGGGGGAGUUGUUCAACUAUAUUAUCCGCAACACCAAACUUUCGGAGGUGGAUACUCGCAAGGUUUUUGUUCAGCUGUUCAAUGGCCUGAAAUAUCUGGUUUGCUCAACCCUGUAGAUCGGAUCGUAUCUGUUGGAAUCCUUGCUGACCUUGAAGGACAUAGCAUGAACGCAAUAUUGUUCAUCGCGACAUCAAGCCGGAAAACAUUUUGCUUUGUGACACCGAUCUUACGGUUAAAUUGGCGGAUUUUGGCCUUGCCAAGAUUAUAGGCGAAGAUUCGUUCACCACCUCACUGUAUGCACUGGUUUCUUUUCCUCGCUGUGUUGUCAGGCUGUGGCUUAGCUAACUUGGGUUUGAAUAUAGCUGCGGAACACCUAGCUGUAAGUCUUUUAAUGCUAUUGUCUGUGGGUGGGGACUGACAAGUUUAGAUGUGGCACCGGAAAUCCUAGAACCCUCUCGUAACAGGAAGUACACCAGGGCUGUUGAUAUGUGGUCCCUCGGGGUUGUCCUUUACAUUUGUCUAUGCGGGUUUCCACCGUUCAGUGACGAGCUGUACACGCAAGAUGCCCCGUAUAACCUAUCACAACAGGUUUGCUGCACUUCUCAUUCUCUUACGCUUCGCUGUUUACCAUUGUGUCUAACACGCCCGAAAAGAUUAGAGAAGCUAGAUACGAUUUUCCAUCCCCCUACUGGGAUGAUAUUGCGGACCCUGCACUCUACUUGAUUGAAUCCAUGCUUGAAGUAAACCCGAACAAGCGGAUCACUGUCGACAUGGCGUUAAAACAUGCCUGGACUGUUGAAGGCACUUUUAACCCGGCGGAAUCGUGUGACUCUCUGGUUGGAGCUCUCGAGACGAUGGGACUUAGGAGGAGCGUCGGUCGUGAGCGCACGCUGUUGGCAGAGCAUCCGGAAAUCAGACCGACUAGGGCUGUUGAGGCGGCUGCCAUUGCGUCGCCCGUUACAUCACCUUCGGUGGUCCCUGAGUCCGAGGGCGGAGUGGAGGAGGCUAUGACCAGAGAAACAGAGGUACGGGAAGGAAACCCUUCUGAUAUACCGGCCGUCAUGACCGCUUUUAUGCAUGUUGGGGGGCGAGGUGGUGAUGAAACUUUGUACCCUGACGAUUCGUUUGCCGAGAGCGUUUAGGUUUGAUUAGUUGGCCAGAGGGGAGUGGUUUGUGCGAGCGCAAAUCUUUGUAUCUUGUCCAGAGCCACAUGGGCCCGCCUUAUUCUUUUGCGCGCUUCUCCAAGCAGAUUACUCUUAGGUUACUCCAGAGCUAAAAGGGGGCUGGUUAGUGAUUUCUCUUCUUCUGGCGGACCUUAGUGGCACUUGCAAGGGAAGGACGGGCGAAUAUUCAGGUGGUAUCUUUUCAGUCUUUUCUUCUUUUUUUUUCUUCCGGGAUUUCCUUUCCAUACCAUAAAAACUGUCCCUUCUCCUUUCUCUACAUAAGCGAGGUUUAAAUAUCUGGGGCUUAUCUUCGUUUUCCCUUAACAAAAAAUUAUUUUCACUGGGUCUCAGUUUAAAGGGUGGCGAGCAUUACUAUUAUUAUUACUGAUUUCGACUCUUGAUUGGGUGGUGAUGGUGGUGGGGUUAGUGAUGUCGAGUUUUGUUUCUUCUGAGGGUCAAUGUAACCAUAAUUUUCAUUUUUCCUUGUGAAUUACCUUUCCGCACUGCUAUGGUAAAGCUUGUGAGCUUUUAUUUUUU